CCUCGUAUAUAACCGGCGGCCGUGGCUUCCCGCGGCUCCAUCGGCGGCGGCUCUUGCAGUUGGAUAUCCAUCAGGCAGAGCAGCAGAGAAGAAGAAGCUAAUUAAUAAUCCAAACAAGCUAGCAGAUCCUCGAUUAUAUUCCAAGCUGCGCGGCGCGGGGAUUUAUUUAUUAUUACGGAGUAAUAAUAUAUAUAUACCUGGAAAUUAAAGGAGGAGAAGCAUCGCUCCAUGGCGCCGUUGGAGGUGGCGGCGACGACGAGCAACCGGGUGCAGGCGGCGGGGCGGAUGCCGUCCAUGGAGUGGGAGCCCAAGACGCUGACGCCCGACCAGAUCAAGUUCGCAAGGGAGGCGGCGCUGUACGUGGUGCGCACCAAGACGGAGGAGGAGGCGAUCCGGAUCUUCACCGAGGGGCUCAAGCCCGUGGAGGUGACCGUCAGGAACUCCAACUCCUUCGACUCCUCGUCCGACGACGACGUCGACCUCGGCUGCUACGGAUCCGACUCCACCAAGCAGCAGGCCCGCGCCGCCGGCGGCAGAAAGGGCGGCGCCGCCCGCGGCGGCCACCGCGGUUGCCGACGGCGUUCCAUCGACGUCGAGAGGGACGUCGCCACGGCGCCCUUCUAGCUAGCUCACUCGCUCUUAGAGACGACGCUGCGUGCGUACUUGCUACUUAGGAAGGGUCUCUUCUUCUUCUUUUUUUUUUCUCCCUGCAGUUCCCUUUUGGCUUCUGGCUCUCUUUUUUUUUUUCUUUGACAAGGUUGACUAUCCGCUGGCUUGGUUUGGUUGUUUAGUGGAGCCGGCGUUUAGCAACCAGCUAGUUAGCGCGGCAAAUUUUGAAGGCGCAAGGCUUUAGCUGAAAGAGAUGUGAAGAGCAGCUAGCGUCCGUGUAAAUGUCAGAAGCUAGCACUGUAAAUUACAGUUUUUUUUCCCUUCUCACAAACUUUAGCGUUCCUUCUGUUUUACUGCA
This is a messenger RNA of Panicum virgatum (switchgrass), 967 nucleotides long. RefSeq lists its product as uncharacterized. Lineage: Eukaryota; Viridiplantae; Streptophyta; Magnoliopsida; Poales; Poaceae. The coding region runs from base 229 to 624 and encodes 131 amino acids. The transcript is spliced from 2 exons. The record is from RefSeq and is a predicted model, not a curated record.